AGAUAUUUGCACUUGCCAUUUGUUUACUAGCAAGUUUGUUUGAGAGGUCUGGUUCUCUGCAGUGAACGCAUGAAACGAGAGUGGAAAGUUUAAACAGGUUUGUUAUCAGUAAUGGAAUAAGCAGGCAGCAAUGGAGAGGUCAGACCAUGCAACGGAGGGCGAUCCUCUGAAGAGGGGAGAAGAUGGGACAGAAACGGUCACGGGAGCAGCGUCAGCAUCAGGACCAAAAAAGAGGAGCUGUAAAGGCCUGGGUUUUUCCAGACUGACCCACUGGAGAACUGCAGUCUUCUUCCUUUCCUUGUUUCUCUGCCUCAUCAUAGUGUUUGCCUUCUCCUUCAUCAUGCCCUGUCCUGUCAGAGCUCAAUACCUCGUUACCUGGAAGAAGACUUUCUCAGAAUCAGUCACCUAUGAGUUCCUGGCUUUUGAACAUUCAAACGACGACAAAGUAAAGGAUGUCCUGUUCAUCAUCAAAAACACAAACGGCACGCUGAACCAAACAUGCACAGAAGCAGGCCUGCCUUCGCCGUGUGUGUUUGUGGUAGCGGUGGAUGGCACUGAUGGAGACACACUGUGGGAAAGGCCGCUCCACCCCGAGUUCCAGUGGGCUCAUUGUGAUCAGGGCAAAAAGACGAGCAGAACCUGGCACUGUCUGAUGUCUCACUCUGGUAAUCUCACGGCUAUCAACAAGAACACAGGUCAUGUCAUUUGGCAGCAGCCUCAGCCUACUGUUCUCGUCGGCUCUUUACCAGUUCUUAGUGUUCCGGAUCUGGAUCAGGACCAGGUUGAUGAUGUGGUGUUGGUGGCGUCGAACAGCACACUGACUCAGCUGAUUUUACUCUCAGGGAAAACGGGUGCUCAGAUGGGUUCUACCGUGGUUCUUGAUUCCGUUCAGACUGCCAAUCAUCUCAUCCAUGUCACUGUAAAGGGUUUCUACUACAUACUACUACAAAACGACACAGAUGUGUAUGGGCUGGAACUGUUGGGGAUUGCAGCCAAGGCAGGACUCAAAACGGACAAAGUCAUGGAGGCAAAAGCCAACUCUGCUGUUACCCUUUUACCCAUUUACCAAUCCAACGCUGUGAGCCUGGUGAGAACUAAAGAAGCCGAUGAUUCCUCUGACCUGCUGGUUGUUUCUGGGAAUGAGGUGGCUCUAAUUAAUGGGAAAACAUUAAGGCUAAAAUGGAAGUUCAGCUGCAGCUCGGUCAUUGGAAAGCCCUCCCUCGGCCACUUUAACAAAGAUGGUGUUCUCGAUGUCGUUGUUGAGGACGACGUAGGCAACCAAACGAAGAGGAUCAUUAUCCUGGAUGGGAAGUCUGGUGGCGUGUUGUGGGAGGUCAGACUUCUUGCUAUUGCUAACUCACCAGGACCCGCCUCCAUCUACACCACCAAAUCAAUCUCAGUCUUCAUAGUUUGGGGCUUGAUGCCAUCAGAGUCCAACUCAACUAAACCCCUAUCUAUCUCUCAACGCUCUUAUUUGCUGCAUCCACAUCACUCUGAAGUUCUCCUGGAGAUCACCAAUGUCACAGACCACAUUUUAUCAUUUAAAGCCACACUCAUGGAGCAUGGGCGCCAUGCUGCCUACCUCCUUCUGACGGGUCCCGAGAGUGAAGACACCAACGGCACUGUGGUCCUCACUAAGCAGAAGCUGAAGCAGAACAUCUCUAAAGAUGAUGUUCGUCAUCUCGGCACCAGCACAGAAACAAAUGAGGAAAUCGUAGAGGCUUUUCAGCGACUCCGCUUCAGUGACUAGUCAAAACGUUUGGAUUUGGUAGCCUGUCUGGACCUUUAACCUACAACAUUUGAUCACUUGGAACCUUUCAACUUAAAACAGCCAAAGAAAAUCCUCUUUUUAUUUUGUUUAGAGCUUUACUUUACCUGACAGGGUUCUUCCAAAGCAUUUUAGUGUCUAAAAGUAGGUCUUACACAUCCUCAGGCUGGACCACACUUAUGCUGCAAAAAUCAAGCUGCUGUUUGUUCACGGCCCCUCGGCGCAGUUCGCUGUUCUCCCACUGAAAAUUCUAAGCCUACCCUGCUGAAUUAUAAUUAAUGGGCUCAUGCAUCAGUACAAUUGUCUUUGAAGCUGAAUUAUUUGAAUCUAUGCAACCGAUUGCUGUUGUGUUCUAAAGGUUGCAGCCUCGUGUCUUUACAGAAGCCUUCAGAGGUUUAUUACUCAGUGGUUGGGCUAAUUAGGUAAAUGUGUUUAAGAUUUAAGACCAUAGCAAACAUUCACUGGUACUGUUUGAAGACACUUCAACCCAACCAAACCACUACGUUCUAAGAGAUUGUACUAAACAAAUACAGUUUUAUUUUGUUUGUGAAUGUGUCAAUCGGUCUUGAAGUCAAUGAGUUGACGAUCAAGACAUAAAUGCUGGUUACUUAAUCCAAGAUGCUGUAGUUUGUGCCGCUAUUUUCCAAGAAAUGGGUUAUUUAUAAAGUUGCUGAAAUGAGAUAUUUAAUUAAAGUCUCUAUUGAAAAAAAAAACAUCUUAGUCUAUGAAUAAUCAUAACCCUCCCACUGUCUUUAUGGGUGACCCCGUGAGGAACGUUGACCAUUGAGCAGGAUUGGUGGUUUAUCCCCUGAGGUCCAUGGGCCCAAGGGAUAAACCACCAACCCUGCUCAAUGGUCAACUUUUCUUGCAGGGUCACACCCAUUAGGACAGCGGGAGGGUUAAACCAUGUCUUGGAAAGUGAGCUGCAACAAACAUCAAAUCUGCUCAAUAACGAGUGUCAGAUCUACUAUAGUUAAUGUUAUGAAGCCAAUUUGGAUAAAUAAGUUAAAAGGUUAGUUUUUUGAGUAAUUUUUUAAAUCAAGUGAAACCAGCCUUUAUUGAGUUAUUUUCCUGUUAUAUUAACAUGUUUGGUUUAGAUGCAUGAACAUUUUUAAUACAUUAAAUUUGGUUGAAAACAG
This is a messenger RNA of Nothobranchius furzeri (turquoise killifish), 2907 nucleotides long. It is a transcript of the gene fam234a, whose product is annotated as family with sequence similarity 234 member A. Gene Ontology annotation, molecular function: protein binding. NCBI's taxonomy places the organism in Eukaryota, Metazoa, Chordata, Actinopteri, Cyprinodontiformes, Nothobranchiidae. The record is from RefSeq and is a predicted model, not a curated record.